UCUAGUCUUUUUAGUUUUGUCGCUGGACGUUAUAUGUGACAAAAGUCAAUUAAAAUAAUUAAAAAAAAAGUCGAAACGAACAUAACUUACAAUGCAGUCACUGCAUAAAACGCUUAUACGGGACUGUGACGUCUCCCAACAUUUCGGCGUCUCUGCUAACGCAACAAACCUAUCCGCCACUGCUAUCAGUAGCAAAACAAACGCGCAGUCGAAUGGAUGGGAGCGGCGCAUAGCGUACACCUCAACCCCCAAAUACAAAGUAAGCGAGCAGCAACAAUUAAAGCAGCGCAACGACGUCGGCAGCAUUGGUUUGCGUAGUUCGCUGAAAGCAGCGCAGAAAAAAUUUAGUGCUGCUUCUGCUGCCGUUAAGUGGCAAGCGCCAAUAAUGGACGCACGUCUAAAGGGUCUUAUACUGUUAUUUGGCAUAGCUAUUAUCGGCUACCAAUUCAUCAAUUUGGCAACGCCCCUCAUCAGCGACAGCGUGUCACAUUUUUGCAGCUGGGUGCAAACUCAGCUAAGCGCUUCUCUGGAAUGGUGUCGGGAACACCAACUGGGCUCCAAGCUGCGCCCACUGUUGUGUGGUUUCCUCGUCAGUGCCUUCUUCUAUGGCAUUGUUUUUAUGGAUAGUGCGGUACCAGGAAUAAAUCCACCUGCUCCCCAUUUCUUCUGGUCUAAGGAGCGCACGGGCAUAAAGCACACGUUGGAUUUAAGCUACAUGAUGGCAAUGGGAUCGGGAGUUAUUGUAACUCUCUUGAUGUAUUUGGAAUUGUAGUAUUUUGUAGCAAGUCCUGUUUAUGUAGCUUGGUUAAACAUCAGUAUUAGUUAUUAAUCCUGUCCAUUUUUUUGUUUAUACACACGUCCCAGGCAGGGCGCCUAUUUAUUUAUUAUUAAUUGUGCAAUGCUCUUAAAGCGAAACCAAAUACAUUUGUACAUAUUCUUAAAUGAAUUGAAAAAUUUAGAAGUUAAAGAAGCUAACUUAAAAUGUCUGAAACUAGAUAAAUGAAAUCUAUGCGGUAACUAAUAUACAUUAUUAAACCUAGAUUAUUAAAUUACAUUCUAAUAUAAUAUAUAUUUAACCUACAUAUAUAUGUGAAAGUACAAAGUGAAAUAUGU
This is a messenger RNA of Drosophila nasuta, 1113 nucleotides long. RefSeq lists its product as uncharacterized. Lineage: Eukaryota; Metazoa; Arthropoda; Insecta; Diptera; Drosophilidae. The coding region runs from base 92 to 772 and encodes 226 amino acids. The transcript has 3 exons. The record is from RefSeq and is a predicted model, not a curated record.